This is a messenger RNA of Aphanomyces invadans, 2339 nucleotides long. RefSeq lists its product as hypothetical. The record is from RefSeq and is a predicted model, not a curated record. Lineage: Eukaryota; Oomycota; Saprolegniomycetes; Saprolegniales; Verrucalvaceae. Gene Ontology annotation, molecular function: prephenate dehydratase activity; pyridoxal phosphate binding. Bases 18 to 2204 code for a protein of 728 amino acids. Gene Ontology annotation, biological process: L-phenylalanine biosynthetic process. The transcript has a single exon.
GGCGGAUCCAUCCAUCGAUGUGGAUCAGGCCCCAUAAUCCAAAAGCCACCCAAGUACAAGCCAUGGCCCUCAAGCUCGCGUACCAAGGCGUCCCUGGCGCGUACUCGGAGAAGGCAGUCCAUCAGCUGCUUGGCGCGAACGCCGCCACCACCAUCGGCCACGCUUCGUUUGAAAGCGCCGUCGUUGCUGUCCAAUCUGGCGCUGCCGACUACGCCCUCGUGCCCAUCGAAAACACGCUGGGCGGCACCAUCCAUGUCAACUACGACUUGAUCUUGCGCUACAAGCUCCACAUUGUCGCGGAAACCCACCUUCGUGUGAACCACCACUUGCUCGGGCUGCCUGGCUCGACCAAGGACGCGAUCAAAACUGUUAUCUCGCACCCCCAAGCCCUCGCGCAAUGCGAUCGUUACAUUCGCAACCUUGGCGCGGUACCCCGCGACGAAGAAGACACGGCCGGAUCCGCCAAGCUUCUUGCGGCACACCCCGACUGGAAGACCACCGCUGCCAUCGCAAGCGACCUCGCGGCGUCCCUCUACGGCCUUGUAGUCCUCGACAGCAGCAUCGAAGACGAAUCCAACAACUACACUCGCUUCUUGCUGUUGUCCCCGUCGCCGGCAGCCACACUCACGGGCACCGUCAAGUCCACCAUCGCGUUCGCGUCCGCGGGCGGCGCUGCCGCCUUGCCUCGCGCACUCGCCUCGUUCUCGGCACUUCAUCUGACCAAGUUGGAAUCUCGUCCUUUCGGCCCGGUCGCCAACCAAGUGCUGAACGCUGGUGUGACGGGCGACAAGUACAAGUACGUUUUCUACGCGGAUGUCACGGGCACGUCUGCGGCGGUCACGGCGGCCGUGUCGGCACUGAAGGCCCUCGACGCUAUGGACGUCCUAGUCUUGGGCACCUACCCGCUGGAUGGUGCGCUUGUCGGCUCGAUCACCGUGCCGGCGCGUCCUGCUGCCCCUGCCAAGGGCUUGAACCCUCUCCUGAACAAGCUCGCGCCGUCCAAGACCAACCAAAUCCACGGGCUCACCAAGCAACUGGAAGCUCAAGGGGAAACUGUGUACUCGCUGUGCGUGGGUGAACCCGACUUUAACCCGCACGCCGCGAUUAUCACCAAGGCGCAACAAGCCCUCGCCGAUGGCUUCGUCAAGUACACGGAGGUGCCUGGUAUGAUUGCGCUUCGCCGAGGCAUUGCGCGCUACUUGGAGCGCUCCAAGGGCGUCAAGUACGACGCCGCGUCUGAAAUCCUCGUUUCGAGCGGCGCCAAGCAGAGCGUGUUCCAGGCGCUGCUCGUGGCAUGCACACCGGGUGACAAGGUGCUCAUCCCGGCGCCGUACUGGGUGAGCUACCCCGACAUGGCCAAGCUUGCCGGCGCCGUCCCCGUGACGCUUCCCACGACGCUGGCCAACUCGUACCUGAUCGAGCCGGCCGUUCUUCGCGCGUCGCUGCUGGCGCACCCUACGACCCGUGUCCUCAUUCUGUGUAACCCGAGCAACCCCGCCGGUGUCCUCCACGGCCCCGAGCUCCUCGCUGAAAUCGCUGAAGUGCUGCAGGAAUUCCCGAACGUGUUGGUGCUGGCGGAUGAAAUCUACGAGCAGCUUGUGUUCCAGGACGACGGCACCCCCACGCGCCGUCACAUCAGCGUCGCGUCGCUACCGAACAUGCGCCACCGCACGUUGAUCAUCAACGGGUUCUCCAAGAGCCACGCGAUGACGGGUCUCCGCAUCGGGUACAUGGCCGCCCCCAAGGAAUUCACGGCCGCCGCGUCCAAGAUCCAAAGUCAAAUCACGUCGUGCCCGAGCUCGAUCGGUCAAAUUGCCGCGAUCGCCGCGCUGGAACUCGAGGAAGCGUCGCCGACGCCGCUCAUUGCUGGUACCCUGGCCAAUAUGGAUGAAAAGCGCAAGUACGUAUGCGGCCGCCUGAACUCGAUGCCGCAUGUCCAGUAUGCGUACCCCACGGGCGCGUUCUACGUCUUCAUCGAGCUCCCGCACUACAUCGGGACGGGGUUCAAAACUCCUGCCGGCGUUGCCAUCGACACGGACGAAGCGUUCACGACCUACUUGCUCGGAUCGUUCCACUGCGCGAUUGUGCCUGGGUCGUCCUUUGGCAUUGAAAAGGCCGUGCGUCUGUCGUACGCGACGUCACUCGAAAUCUUGGGCCACUCCCUCGACGCGUUCGAAAACAGCUUGAAGUCGCUCGUGCGUUAAGUUAAUCAUGUCUUCAUCAGUUUGAGUGGCACCCCACACACUCGAUAAGUUUCCAAUGCGCUAGCCGUCGUGGAAAGCGACUCGACGGCCGGACUUGGAUCCUUUGACGCGUUGCAUGCCAUGGCCUACCCAGCG